GCAGUGGGCACGAGGCGUAGUCUCUUUGGGCGGAGGGUGACUUGAUGGUGGUUUAUCUCUGGUUAUAAAGUCCACCUAUUUAGUUAAAACUCUACGAUGGAGCUGUACAGGUGGAAAAACUGCUCCGCCGAACCAAACCCAGCUCGUUUGUCGUGGAGUAUCAUUAAAGACAUCUCACUCAUCUGUUGUGGUGCGCAGCAUACUUUAUUCCUCACCGGCGAUGGCACAGUGUUGUCCUGCGGACAAAACUCCAAAGGACAACUCGGUCGAAAUAGUCUCGAAGAUCAGACGAAGCCAGGACGUGUGUCAGGUUGUAGAAGAGCGGUGAGCUUGUCCUGCGGUCAGGACCACUGCCUCUUGCUGUCUACAACUGGAGACCUGUACUCCUGGGGGGCAGGUGGUGAUGGACAACUUGGCAUUGGACACAUAACAUCUAUGAUCCAAACACCAAGUCUGCUGCAUUUUCCUGUACCAGUAGUCCAAGUAGCGUGUGGAAACUCCCAUUCCUUGGCUUUAACGAAAGCCGGAGACGUGUUUUCAUGGGGCUCCAACAGUCACGGCCAGCUGGGUUUAGGGAGGGAUGUGCCCCUGCAGCCCUUCCCUGCCCUGGUGCCCUCUCUCACGGGGAUACCAGUUACCUUGAUGGCGGCCGGCGGGACUCACAGCCUGUUCAUCGCUCUCUCAGGGCUAGUCUACUGCUGCGGGGCCAACAAACUGGGCCAACUGGGACUCAACAGAGUGGAUGAGAAGGGUAGGUUUAACAUUGUUGCAGUACCAUCCCUCAAACCACUAGAGGUCACCGCUGCAAGCUGUGGCGCAGAACACUCUGUUGUCCUAACAAAGGAUGGGAAGGUUUUCACCUUUGGAGAUGGAAGCCACGGUCAGCUGGGCCACUGCUCUGCUGCCGGUGAACUAGUACCCCGAGAGGUCCAGGGACUCGAUGAACCCGUCUCACAGAUUGCAUGCGGCAGCCACCACACCUUAAUACUGGGCUCAUUGGGACACAUUUGGACCAUUGGCAGCGAGGUUAAAGGUCAAAGUGGGAGUGAUGGUUCAACACCAGCUCUUGUACAACUGCCAUGGGCCACUGAUGGUGCAGCAACUGUACCUAAUGAGUUGAAAAUAGCUGCUGGAUGGAACACAAACUUCCUCUACUCACCUGCUGAGAGUUUGACAAGGGACUUGACCAUCAGCCGGUUUGAUGAAAAAAAAAUACAAAAGUGGCAGGCAAUGGAGAAAAGCGAUCAUGAGGCUAUAGAGGAAAUACGGUCAAUGUUGGUUUCAAGUUCGAGCCUUGUUGCUGCUUUCGCAAAACCCAAUCUGUCUCCAUCGACUACAGGGGAAUUGAUUGCUGAUGUUGAGGCGGCUGCCCAGACUUUUGACCAGCUGCUGAAGAUCCCAUGGAUCAAAGAAAGAGCUAAGACCAAAUAUAUAAAUAUAUUAUAAAUGAACCGCAUCGUUAUUGUCGACCAUCUCCUAAACGCAAGGACUGUGCUAAAGUCCCCUGAUGCACUCCUGGUUCUUCUGACAUGUCCUCUUCUUCAAGAGGACCACAGCAUGAUGGAUGAGGUCAUCCCACUGGCUUUCAUUAUUACUGAGCUAAAUGGAAAGAUGUCCGGGUUACUAAGAGGUUGUUGGUCUUCCCUGCCCCCUGCCAUCCUGACCAAUCACAUCGAGGUGUUCAAACGGGCCCUGUCCUUCCUUCUCAUGAAUGGCCUUCUGGAGUCUCAUGACAAUCAGAUCAAAAUGUUGCUGGAGACCCUCAAGAUGCUCUACAAGGCUAAUAAAGCUGGCCGGUCUCUGAAGGUUCCACUGAGUACUUUUUAUGUAGACCAAAUUGAACACUCACAGUACAAUGCUUUUGAGGAUGUGGGCCUUUGGAUUGCAUUCUCACAAAAGGAGGCAAAGGAGAACGCACCAGCCAUCUUCUGCCGGUAUCCAUUUGUGUUAAAUCUCCCUUGCAAGUUGGCGUCCUUUAACAUCCACGCAAAUUAUCUCAAGAAUCAACACCGUCAGGAGUUACACGUCUCCAUGGUGGAGCCAGAAUUUGAAGUUAGUCUCCGGGGGAACCCUGAAGCGGCGCCAGGGUUCCAGCUCAAACUGAGACGAACACAUCUUGUUGAAGAUACUUUACGCCACCUGUCUUCAGCCGACCACUCUCUUUUCAAGAGGCAACUCUUGGUGCACUUCACAGAAGAACUGGAAUUUACCUCCAAAGCAGUCAACCAACAAGACUUCUUCAUCAACGUGUUUGAGGAGCUCAUGGACCCUGGGUCAAAAAUGUUCAUGUAUAAUGAAGGCCAGACACUAGCUUGGUUCCCUGCCCAGGUUGACCCGCCCAGAUUGGAGAAGUACUUCCUGUUUGGAGUUCUAUGUGGCAUUGCCUUGAACAACUACAACAUCAUCAAUCUGCCUUUCCCAUUAGUUCUCUUCAAGAAGCUGGUCAACGUGAAACCAUCCUAUGAAGACAUGAAAGAAUUUGAGCCAGUAGUAGCAAGGAGUUUGAAUAUCAUUUUGGAAGACUACACCUCUGAGGACUUUGAGAAGUUGGACCUCAUCUUCACGGUGCACUGGGAUGGCAGAAAAGUGGAACUUGAUUCAACAGCAAAAGGGAAGCCUGUCUCAUGUUUCAACAAGAAAGAGUUUGUCGAUGCCUACAUCGACUACGCCUUCAACAAAUCAGUUGAGAAGGUGUUUGAAGAGUUCAAGAGGGGCUUCUUCAAGGUGUGCAGCAGAGACGGGGUAGAGUUCUUCCAGCCGGAAGAGUUACGAGGCGUGAUGGUGGGCCAGGAGUUCACUGACUGGAAUGUGAUGAAGCAGAACACAGUGUAUGAAGGAGAGUACAGCGAAACACAUCCCACUAUCAUAACCUUCUGGGAGGUGUUUGAUGAACUGACCGAGGACGAAAAGAAACGUUUUCUCUUGUUCCUCACAGGUCUGGAUCGUGUACCCAUUAUCGGGAUAAUAAAAGUAAAGAUGACGGUGGCGAUCCUGCCAAAUGCCACAGAACUCCAUUUCCCAGAAGCCCUCACUUGCCAUUCCAUCUUACUGCUACCCAACUACAGGAGAUAUCCCACCAAGAGGACGCUAAAAAGCAUGCUGUUGGCAGCCAUUUACCACACUAGAGGCUUCUGGGAGGAAUGAUAAAGCCGCCUUAAGAUGUUCGGUCACACCAUACAUCCGUUGAUUGGGUUCAUUCAUUUUUGCACCAGAUACCCAACUGGUAGACUCACUGAUAUAUUUAGCUUUUAAGACGUUAAGUUGUUGAUCAUGUAAGCACACAAUGUGUCUAUUCCGUUAUCAGAUCAGUACGUUUUAUGUUCUCGUUUGAAAUGGCCUUGUACAAGUAAGGAUUGCAUCCAGGCAGAUUGGCCAUCGGGAAGAUCAGGAUGUUUCCCGGUGGGCCGGUCCACUUUGAAAUGUAUUUUGGGAGCCCCCUAGUGGUAAGAGCCGAACACUGCGGCCAGUGCCCACUUGCCGUUGUAUUUAG
Messenger RNA from Gadus macrocephalus (Pacific cod), 3490 nucleotides. Its product is annotated as probable E3 ubiquitin-protein ligase HERC6. Lineage: Eukaryota; Metazoa; Chordata; Actinopteri; Gadiformes; Gadidae. The record is from RefSeq and is a predicted model, not a curated record. Gene Ontology annotation, molecular function: ubiquitin-protein transferase activity. The transcript has 23 exons.